Messenger RNA from Opisthorchis viverrini, 252 nucleotides. RefSeq lists its product as hypothetical. The transcript is spliced from 2 exons. The record is from RefSeq and is a predicted model, not a curated record. NCBI's taxonomy places the organism in Eukaryota, Metazoa, Platyhelminthes, Trematoda, Opisthorchiida, Opisthorchiidae. Bases 1 to 252 code for a protein of 83 amino acids.
AUGGACACAAGUGAAAUUCUCUUUUAUCUACCGCCACAUUACGCAUUUGUGAGGCGGCCUCCAAAUGUUGCAGAAAAUGAGCUUAGAAUGCGCUCUGCAGUCAAGACAAUACAAAUGCCGUCUUUGGGGAACCAGUUGCGGUUCGCCAAUUACGAUACAACGGAAUGUUGCAUCACUGUGUUGUCAAACGAUCCAUUAUUCCGCAAUGCGAUUUUAAAAUCUUCACAAAAUUAUCCCGCUGUGUCUGCGUAG